GUGUCAGAGUUAUUUCGAGAUGGUAAGAUUUAUCUUUUUCUCCUCUGUAUCUGUAUUUUUACGUUUCACAUCCAUUUGCUUGGCUGUGAUGAGGCGGAAGUGGGCGCAUUAGUCGUGAUGGUUUGCAAGCGCAGACCUAAAGUUAAAAUAUUCAAGUUUUGCAGCGGUGACAACACUUUCAUUCAGAGGAUUCCAAUCAAAAGCCGCAUUGAAAAGGCUUAUCUGUCGGGUCUUAGUAUGUAAAUGAUGGGCAUAUAUAUAUGCUAACAAAGCUGAAAUGUUAAAAUAGCGGCGAUUCAACUCACUUGUUUACAGGUGUAACUAUUCUGCAAGAAAUAAGCUUACUGCCCCUCUUCCUGCAAGGUGCGUCUAACCACAGGAGUUUGAAAUUUUAUCAAUAAAGUCAAUAAAAUUCACUUGAUUGACCAAGCCAUGAGCUAUGCGUUAGCAUAGCGAACAGGAAUGAAACGCGGUUUUGGAGAAAUCUCGAGUUUCGCAUUGAACCACCGCGCAAUGAAUAUAACUCCAUGGCAGAUUAAAGGUGAAAAACUACUGCUCAGCAGGAGGAGGCAAAGGCGGAAAGAAAGGGAGAAGAAACUGAAACUUUAUAAUGCUGGUACUUCUGCAGCAUUUAAAAAAAGAUUGAAUGGAGAAUUUGAUGAGGAAGGACUGAAGCUCACAGGAGAUAUUCUCUCUGUUAACCCGGAUUUCUAUUCUCUCUGGAACUACCGCAAAGAAAUCUUUCUGUUCAUGAAAGAUAACAAAGAGGAUGAGUUUGUACAGAAGCUGAUGCAGGAUGAGCUUGGGUUUCUAGAGUCGUGUCUGAAGCUUAAUCCAAAGUCAUAUGGAGCCUGGCAACAUCGCUGUUUCAUCAUGGAGAACAUGCCCUGUCCGGACUGGGAGCGGGAACUCCAGCUCUGUAAUACAUUUCUGGAGUAUGAUGAACGAAACUUUCACUGUUGGGAUUAUCGACGAUUUGUUGUUCUGAUAUCAGAUGUAGAUUUAGAACAGGAACUUGUUUACACAACAGAGAAAAUUCAGAAUAACUUCUCCAACUAUUCAUCAUGGCAUUAUCGCAGUAAACUUCUUCCUGUCAUCUUCCCAGACCCCGCCCACCCAGUCAGGGUACAAGAGGACAUUCUGCUGCAAGAACACGAGACGGUGCAGAAUGCCAUAUUUACAGAUCCAGAUGACCAGAGUGCUUGGUUUUAUCACAGAUGGCUACUUGGCAGAGGAAGGAAAAAAUUGCAGAUCAGCUGUGUUCACGCCUCUCGUAAAUCAAACGAGAUCAUAGUGCAGCUGACCAAUUACAUUAAGGUGGGUUCCGGUCACCAGUUAUCAGUCAACAUCAACAGCACAUCAGUAGCAACAACAUGGAGAAACGUAACAGGUUCUACUAAUUACAGCGAUAUCUGGAUAACAACAGUGAAGGAUGCUCUGCAGACAGAUGAGGAUUUGUCUAUCGGAGUAACGUUACUGACUGAGUCAGACUGCACACAGUUCUCGCAAGGCCUGCAGCUUAAUCAGGGUCAGGAAGAAGCUUGGGCAAUGGCUGGCUACAAGGCAGGCACCAGAUUUAGCAUUGAGCUCAGUGCUGCAGCCAGCACCACUCUGGAGAAAGAACUGGAGGGAAUCCAGGAGCUGCACUCUGUGGAGCCUGAAAACAAAUGGGUUCUUCUGACCUUGUUGUACUUGAUGAAGGCCAUUGACCCAAUGCAUGAAAAGUAUGAGGAUGACAUCACAGAGGCUAUAAAUAAACUCACUGUUGUAGACUCCAAGAGACGAGCAUUUUAUCUUGAUUUAAAAAGUAAAUUUACAAUGGAGAAGAUUCUGGAUGUCCAGGACGUGAACACACGUAACAUGACCUUGACUAGCCUCGGUCUGACCUCGCUCUGUCACACAGAGUGGAUGGUUUUAAUCCAGGAACUUGAUGUAUCCCAGAACUACCUAACCUCACUCAAACCACUGAGUAAUCUCCCCUGUUUAAAGGUGCUCAUCGCCAAUAACAACUCGAUAAACUCUGUGGAAGGUCUGCAGCAUUGUAAACACCUCAAAAAAUUACAUCUACAGAAAAACGCCUUGCAGACAGUACAAGUAUUCAACAUUCUUUCUUCCCUCCCUCUUGAGGAUGUUAACGUGGCAGGAAAUCCUUUGUGCAAUACUGAAAAUUAUACUGAGGCCUUGAGGGCAAUCCUGCCAUUGAUGGCCCCGAGCUGAGGGCAGUGCUACUGUUCAUGGCCCCGAGAUGAGGGCAUUUCAUCGUGCUUGUUCUGUUUUCCUUGUCAAACACUCGGUGCUCCGUAGGAUCAGGGAAGAAGAGGAACUUACACAACAAAAUGUGAUAUCUAAGAUAUUUUAUCUUUCUUAGUAUUUUAUGAACAAACAUGCAGCUGUACAUGCAUUUUAAACAUGUGUAUUUACCAUGAUGUGCAAAGACACUCGAGAUAAAAUUUGUAUAUACAAUGUCUAGAAAUAUUGAACAUAAACCAAAUCAAGAAUCAUGGUCAUAAAUUUACACCUUCAAUUUUGAUAUGGUUUAACAAAUGACUGGCAUUUUCCUUUUCUUAUUUAUAUUUAGUCCCCCCCCCCCCCCCCCCCCCCAUUUUAUUCCUAGGGUAGCAGACAUAUUUAUUUUGACAGUUUUAUCUGUCCGUCUUUAACAUAUUGCGUCCAGACAUCCUUACCUGGAGUGACCUUGAGCAACAUCUAGAGUAACUUUUGUACAUGCAUGUUCACGACUCUUGUCACAAAUGUCAAAGCCAUGGAACUGACUUGAAAUAUGUCUGGGCUAUAAUAAAUAUUGCUUCAGUUUUGUUAUUGCCCAUGACCUAAAGUUGUACCAUGAUCGUUGAAUUAAUUCAAUCAGAUAACUUUGAUAUCGUGGCUGAUAGGGACUCAUGAUUUUGAGCCAAUGCCAUUUCAUCAAGGUCAUGGGUUUUCAUGUCUACUCUACAACUUAAAAACACCUCUGAAGACAGUGCAUGUUGUCAAAGAUUACACACAAUGGUGAAUUGACUUUGACUAGGAGGUGGGUGGGGCAAUAAAAAAAUUGUAUGUUUGUGAUAUUCUUUAACUGCUGCAAGUGUAGUGGUCCACAUGUGUACAGUGUGAUUGUGUGUUAGGCUAGAUGGUUAGGAAAUGCCAGGAUUUGCUGAUAGUGCAAUAUCAUACAAAUAAAUUUAAAAUUGCA
This is a messenger RNA of Ostrea edulis (European flat oyster), 3190 nucleotides long. Its product is annotated as geranylgeranyl transferase type-2 subunit alpha-like. Gene Ontology annotation, biological process: protein geranylgeranylation. The transcript is spliced from 12 exons. The coding region runs from base 463 to 2217 and encodes 584 amino acids. The record is from RefSeq and is a predicted model, not a curated record. Lineage: Eukaryota; Metazoa; Mollusca; Bivalvia; Ostreida; Ostreidae. Gene Ontology annotation, cellular component: Rab-protein geranylgeranyltransferase complex; cytoplasm. Gene Ontology annotation, molecular function: protein binding; Rab geranylgeranyltransferase activity; zinc ion binding.